Messenger RNA from Ctenopharyngodon idella (grass carp), 1233 nucleotides. Its product is annotated as gastrula zinc finger protein XlCGF8.2DB-like. Bases 277 to 1017 code for a protein of 246 amino acids. The transcript has a single exon. Lineage: Eukaryota; Metazoa; Chordata; Actinopteri; Cypriniformes; Xenocyprididae. The record is from RefSeq and is a predicted model, not a curated record.
UGGAUGAAUUUGAAUUGAAAAGUCAUUAUAGGAAAGAUCAUGAUUUCAGAACUGGAAAAAAAACUUUUAAUUGCUCAAUAAAAAAAAAGGUUUCCUCACGAAAAAGAGCUCUGAAUACAGAAACUAUAAGUGACUUUACCUGCCAACAGUGUGGAAAAUGUUUCACCCGAAAAGCAAGCCUUAAUGUCCACAUGAGAAUUCACACUGGAGAGAAGCCCUUUCACCUGCCAACAGUGUGGAAAGAUUUUCAGACUAAAACAAAACCUUGAUGUCCAUAUGAGAGUUCACACUGGAGAGAAGCCUUACACCUGCCAACAGUGUGAAAAGAGUUUCACUCAAAAAUCAAACCUCAACAUCCACAUGAGAAUUCACACUGGAGAAAACCCAUUCACCUGCCAACAGUGUGGAAAGAUUUUCAGUCAAAAACGAAACCUUGUAGUCCACAUGAGAGUUCACACUGGAGAGAAGCCUUUCACCUGCCAACAGUGUGGAAACAGUUUCACUCAUAAAUCAAGCCUUAAUGUCCACAUGAGAGUUCACACUGGAGAAAACCCAUUCACCUGCCAACAGUGUGGAAAGAUUUUCAGUCGAAAACGAAACCUUGAAGUCCACAUGAGAAUUCACACUGGAGAAAACAUAUUCACCUGCCAACAGUGUGGAAAGAUUUUCAAUCAAAAACUAAACCUUGAAGUCCACAUGAGAGUUCACACUGGAGAGAAGCCUUUUACCUGCCAACAGUGUGGAAUCAGUUUCACUCAAAAAUCAAACCUUAAUGUCCACAUGAGAGUUCACACUGGAGAAAACCCAUUCACUUGCCAACAGUGUGGAAAGAAUUUCAGUCAAAAACGAAACCUUGAGGUACACAUGAGAAUUCACACUGGAGAGAAGCCUUUUACCUGCAGUCUGUGUGGGAAGAGCUUCACACAAAAACAAAAUCUACAGAUUCACAUGAGAACUCACACUGGAGAGAAGAACGUUCACGUGAUCAGUGUGGAAAGAGUUUCAGAUGUAAAAUAACUCUUAAAACACACAUGAGCACUCACUCAAGAGAGAACCGUUUUAUAUGUCAUCAGUGUGGAAAUAGCUUCACAAACAGUAAACACCUAAAGAAAUAUGUACUAACUCAUGCCGGAGAGAAGCCUCACAAGUGCCUUCACUGUGGAAUGACAUGCUUAAGCAAUGCAAGCCUUGAUAUUCACAUGAGACACAAGUCACAAUGGAGAGAAGCCUUUC